UGGGUGGGCGCCUGCUGGACCCGUCCCGCCCCGCCCUCCUGCUUCUUGGCGCCGGCCGACCCCACGUCGUUCCUGGGGCCCGACGUCCCGGCUGCAGUCCGCGAGGACGUGGUUUGGGGGCCGAGGGGACGCCCUGCGCGCGUGUGGAGGCUCUGUGGCCGCGACAGCUACGGCCCGGAGCUGUUCACCGGGGCUGGGGGCGUGCACGCACAAUGCGCCGUUGGUUAUAGUUUUUGUUCUGACUGGCCUUCGCCCCUAAGGGAAGUUUUCGCUAGGUGGUACCUGAGCAGCGUGGGAAGAAUGUGUAGGAAUACUCGCUUCUGGCUCACAUUUGCAAGUCAGAAUUACAUUGGGCAUUUUUAGGCCUUUUGAUAACGUAAAACUAAAUCACAAGGGUCUCAUUAACUGACCGUAGAUCGGAUUCAGUGGGGUUGCCUCAAAAUAAGGAUUUUACUUAGAUUCCUGUCUCAGUCAUCUGUCAGUUUUAGCACUAGCUGCUACUUUCUGAGUACUAUGUGCUAGGUGCUUUUCAAGUAUUAUAAUUACUGCAACCAGAGAAGGUGAUAAUAUUUUGCACCGUUUUACAGUUAAAAGCCUCAGGUAUGUUAAGUAACGUUUUCAAGGCAAGAGGUAAAGAGUCUGAGGAAGGAUUCAAACUCAGAUCAUUCUAGCUCUCAAGCACAGGCCGUUUGCACUACCCCGUGGUGUUCUGGACAAGACACUGAAGUAUCAAAAAUGACGUGGGAGGUGCACACACAUGCACACAGACAUACAGGGUUUCUGGCUUCUAGGGGGGGACAGGCAUGUUCCUGAGUGUAAUACACAGGAUGAUGUAUUUAUUGUCAUGAGUGACAGAGCAUUGUAGCAUCUAAUGUUUGUUGAUUUGAGGUUGGAUUUUAUUGUCUAACAGAGUAUGGGCUUAAAAGUUAACCUAGAAGCCAACUUGUAGAAUUUUAUGUGUGUUGGUAGGGGUAGAAUAUAGCCAUUCCUCAAAUCUGAAAGUCUUGGAGACUUGGAGGGGUGUAUUACAGCUCAGGGUAGGAGGAGCCAAUCAUUCAUGUAACGUAUUUUUCAUUUAUUGUGUGCCAGGGUCUAUGCUGUGACCUGGGGAUACAACGUUGUAUAAGACGUGAUCUCUGUGCUCUAAGAUCUUACUGUUUGGUUGAGUCUGAGGGACAACUGUGUUGAUCCAGUGUCUACAACCAAAAGAGACCCUUUUUACAACUUCAGGUGCCAAAUCCAGGGCCCACUAUGCUAGUGGAGUAGAUGGGCUUUUGUGCAGAAAUAUCAAUUCUGCCUGUCACCUGUCACUCCAGAACUACAGCUCAUUCUUUUAGAGUUCGAAUCCUUUUUAAAAAUUCAAGGAGUCCCUUUUGAUGUGAAUGUGACCUUUUAUAGUUCUAUUUCUGUGUUAGUCCAGAGACAAACCACACUAGUUUUUGCACUAAGAUAAUUUGAUUUAAAGAGUUAACUAGGUAAAAAUUGUUAACUAGUUAUCCGAAAGGAUAAAAAGAGAUCUCUGCAAGUAGUAUUGUGGACACGGCAGCUGCGGGAAGCAGUCACUCCCCCUAGGACUGAGGGAGCUAAGGGAAGUGGUCAGAAUGUUAAAGCUUAGAAACUUAGAGGAGGACCCCUGCAUGGCUGAAACUCAGGGGUCUAAGGAGGAAACUGUGCUGCCCAGCUACGGGCAAGGGCCUGGCAAGUCUGGGAAGCAGAGUUCUGAAGGGAAGGCACUGACGCCUGGUGUCGUGUCUGUGGUGCCAGCCGGUGGUAAAGCUGGGCCUACAGGUGUCAGGAAGACUGCAGACUGAGUUCAGCUGCCGCUGCAGGGCAGUGCUCAAAGGAAUAGGAAGCACGCAGGAAGCCCCAGGCUGCAGGCGGCGGCAGGAGCAAGUCCCCUCUCCCCUGCCAUCCCGCAGUGCUCCUAGGGGUGUGUACCAACUGGCUGAGCAGGUGUCCCAGAGGACCACUGAAUAUUCCACACCAGUCUCUCGGGCAGCACCUCGCCUGCUAGGGCCUGAAAGAAUUGGUUGACAGCAAGGCCUGAGAGGGGGAAGUGAAGCCUUUGGGGACAGGAAUAGUGGACAGGAUAACAGGGUGAUGCUGACCAGAAUGGAGGAACUUCAGCUGGCUGGCUUCCAAAUCAGGGAGCUGCCAGGACUUACUGAUGUUAGAACACAGAGGCCCCUGAACUUGAUACAUCACGUAAAGACCCCAGGUAUUAAUAGAGGAUCCUAUUACCACGUGUCUUUCUCCUUCAGUGUAUGAUAUGAUUUGUAAACUCGGGUUUGAAGCCAGAGAAAAUUGUGAUAUCAGUAGUAUUGUAACUCAGAAUGGUGAAGUAUGCUGGACCACAAUUACAGACUGUGUGGUUUAUACAGAAUCAGCCCAGGGUCUGGAUUACGAGGGAAGCGUGAGGCUGCUGGGCCCUGUGUGCCAGGCUGUCCACUUCCAUUUGUCGUCUCUGACCAAGGGGCAGUUUGAAACGCGAUAUUCACCGGGGCUCCAGUGGACAGGUGUUCCAGAGUUAUUUCCUGAAAUGUUUGAUGCCUUGGGAAGUCUUCAAUCUCUUGCUAUUUCUCUUAGCUUAAUGAAGCUGACGUCAUGUCUGGAGCGAGCCCUGGCGGACGUGUAUUUACUGAUUGGGAAGGAAUGCCCCUUCCUUUUAAGAGAUCUGAUUGCAUCCGGGGAGCUCGCUCAAGUCUUUGGGCAGUCUGUGAUGGACGUGCUCAAGGUCUUCGUGGGCUCCCCGUGCGGACUCAACCUUCGCAACGUCCUCUGGCACGGCUUCGCGGCACCUCAGGAGAUUCCUCCAAAAUACUGUUCAAUGAUGAUAUUGUUGACAGCAGGAUUGGGUCAACUACUAAAGGGUUACCUUCAACGAACUAAGUUCACAUUGGCACAUCGACCUUUCAUAACUCUUACAAGCUUAGAGGAUUUGAUCGUUUUCCCUGAUGUUACUUAUGAGGUACUUUCAGUAUUAGAAGAAGUGAUGAAGAAAUCCACUUUUAUACUGAAAAUCAUGUUGCCAUAUUGGGAGGUUGCAUUAAUCAGCUUCAAGUCUCACAGGUUUGCUGACUGUGCCAUAUUGUUAUUGGUGCAACUAGAGACUGGACUUAGGAAAGUUUUUGCCACAGUUAACAGAUGUCCAAAGAGACUUCUGACUGCUGAGUCAACAGCUCUUUAUACUACCUUUGAUGAGAUAUUGGCAAAACACUUGAAUGAUGGUAAAAUCAAUCAACUUCCUCUUUUCCUUGGAGAGCCUGCAAUGGAAUUUCUCUGGGAUUUCCUGAACCAUCAGGAAGGUCCCCGUCUAAGAGAUCGUUUAAGCCAUGGGGAAAUCAGUUUACCUGAAUUUCCGAAAGAAGCAGCCAAUCAGUUGCUUGCAUUUUCCUUUGUACUUUUACUCAGAUUUAUUGAUGAAGAUCUGUUAUCAGUGUUUAAGCAGGAAAAAGCAGCAGUGAGAGCAUUGGUGAGCAUUGCAGAAGCCUACAGCGCUCGCUGCCAUCCAGUUUCUCAGCUUAAAAAACAGGUGCUGAGCUGUGAGAGGAGCAUCAGAGUUUGGCCUCUGCUGCCUUUGCCUGAAGGAUCCGAAAGGGAGGCUCAGCGAUCAGAAGGUAAUUCUGAAAUAAAUGCCUGCCACUCUUUAAUCACAGAAGUCGUGGCUGAGCUGUGUCACCAUGUGCCCGAGACCCACCAUGUUCCUCACGACUCAGAGCACCUUCCUCCUGAGAAGUGGCCCCAGCUGCUCCGUGAGCUCUGCAGCAUCCCUGUCCGGACCCUGUUCUGCCCCAGAGCCGUCCUGGAGGUGCUGGCCGUGCUCCGGAAGAUCGGCGCCCACUGCCACCGCGUGUGUGGCCAGGUGGCCGCCUGCGCGGAGCUGAGGCACCGGCAGUGGGAGGACAGGAGCCUGCGCUCCCGGCAGCGGCGGAACUACCUGCGCCUGGUUCACAGUAUUAAGCUUCUGUCUUCUAUGCUUUACCUGAUUUUAUUGCUGAUUGCACUGGAAUUGGUCAACAUUCAUGUGGUUCUUGGGAAAAAUACUUCAGAAUAUCAGCAGUAUCUCAGGUUCUUAAAGUCCGUCUUGCAGUACACAGAGAACCUGGCGGCUUACACCAGCCAAGACAAGAACAAGUGGGAUGAAGCUGUCAAUCUCACACAGGCGGCCUUGUUGAAAAUUUGGACUUUUAGUGAGAAGAAACAAAUGUUAAUACAUUUAGCCAAGAGUAAAGUAGUCUAAUAAGUCAGGAUGUUUUGGGAUCUAUCAGAAAACCCGACCUGAGUAGACUACAGCAUGUGAGUUGAAAAUCCAAAGGCAGGGUGGAUUCCAGGUACUGCUUGAUCAGGGCACAAGGUCCUUUGCUCUGCAGUUUCCUGAUUUGCUUUUCCCAAGUUGCUGGCGUGAACCUCAGGCUGAAUCCCUGGGAACCAAAUGGGCGUAGCAGUUUGGGGCCUCAUCUCCCAAUGCAUACUGUCCAGAGGAGAUAUUUUUCUCACCCAGCUGUCACCCAGGAAUGGGCAGCUUCAUCUUACUGGCCACAGGCCUAAUCUUGAAACGAUGGCUGUGGCCAAGACCCUGCCCUGCACUCACCAGUCAGGCUGGGUGGACGUCUACUCCUGGAUCGGCCACUGGGGUGUAGAGGGAGGGCUUGGGCUGGUCACCCUUGUCCCUGGAGCUGAGAGGUUGAUAUGAUUCAGAUCUCGAGGGAGAGGGUUGGGGAGGAACAGCUUCUGGAAGGUGCUGGGUAGCAAGCCUAACGGUCAGCACGUCCCCGGGUUUCCAGGUCUGGCAGGUUUAGUGCAGGAACCAGGAGGACGGAGGAGUGAGGGCCAGGGCUGCAGCCGGAAGAGCCGGGUCAGCCCUCGCAGGAGGCCCUGGGUGGCCACUGCAGGAAGCUCAUCCGCUUAGGUGGGAGCAGCAAGGCUGUGGUUCUCCAGGAACCCCUGCAGGGCUACCCCCAACCCCAGUCUGUGUGUGCUCGGCUGCACCCACCUGUUGUGAUGCACAGCCUCCUCCAGCCUUGCUGGCAGGUCUGGCCUCCCAGGAAGGACUUCCCACAGCCUGUCCUGGCUUCUCAGCUGUCAGAGAUGAGCGUGGAGGCCGCCGUGGGGGAGGUGGGGCCGUGUGACAGCAGCCAUCCGUGUUCCAUCUGUUGCUUCAUCAGCCCAGUACCUGCA
Kogia breviceps (pygmy sperm whale) is the source of this 5178-nucleotide messenger RNA. The record is from RefSeq and is a predicted model, not a curated record. NCBI's taxonomy places the organism in Eukaryota, Metazoa, Chordata, Mammalia, Artiodactyla, Physeteridae.